Closterium sp. NIES-67 is the source of this 2221-nucleotide messenger RNA. Lineage: Eukaryota; Viridiplantae; Streptophyta; Zygnematophyceae; Desmidiales; Closteriaceae. The record is from the annotation of a GenBank genome assembly.
AGGCUAGGAUGUCAGGCCUUGCCCCACGAAUCGUCUCGUCAUGGCUGGUAACUCUGCCCCGAACUUGCCGUGCCGAACCAGGCCCCGCACAGAGUGCCUGACCUAGGCUCAGCUUGGAGGUCAGCCGAGGUGGUUCAAUGGUUGGGUCCAGCGUUUGUGGCUCAUGUGAACCAUGUCGACGCCUGGCUGGCCCGAAGCGAUUCGGAGCUCACGUGCCGCACGAGUGUCGCAAUGGACAUCAGUCUUGCUGGGAACACCGAAAAUGAAGUGUCCUUUGAUGUUCAACCUGCUGCUCAGCUGACUGGAGCUAUUCCAUACGCCAGUCUUGAUGUGCUCCGAGAAAUUCGGGCUCUAAAUUUGGAAGUAGAAAUACCCCUCUGUGCGCAUAUGCUGUCUAAGGCACACUGAGCUGGUGCUACAGGUAGUAAUAGUCCUCGUUGCCACUGGGCUCGUGCUUUCGAGUCGUUGUGCUUGGUUCUCGAAGCCAUGGCGGCGCUUUUACGCACCGCUGCUCAGCAGCAGAGCAUGACGAGUUUGGUCUUGAAAAAGCCCUUCGUAGGGGAGACUACACGAUUCCGUUCCUUCGCAGCAGAAAGAUUCCUCAAGUGCUCGCAAGCCGACAGGGGACAGUCUCGAAAUAGGUUCACAUCGCUGAGAGUCAGCUCAGUCCUUGAGGUACCGAGUAGCCUUGAGGGCUCCCUCUCUCCUGUGGUGUUUCCAACGCCUGAUGACGGCGAUUCAACCACGAAAAGGUGGAAGGUCCUUCCUGACAUGUGGCCAACUCUUUCGAAGCAGUACGGUGACAAGAUCGCUGUUUUCGAUCCACACCACGGUCAGAAGCGAGGCUUGACGUUUUCGGAGCUCGAAACCGCAAUCCACGACUUCGGUGAAGGUCUCCGUGUCUAUGGGCUGAAGCAAGGAGAGUGCGCAGCGCUUUUUGCUGAGAACUCGCAUCGAUGGCUUAUUGCUGAUCAAGGCAAGCUCAUGGAUAUUGGUGCUCGUGACGCGGUUCGAGGAGCAAAAUCGUCAGGAGCGGAGUUAUUUCACAUUCUGGAAAACUCUGACAGUACCGCCGUCAUCGUGGAUAACGUAGACGUUCUCGAGCGCAUCGCCCCUUUCCUCGAAGCUUCUUCAGUGAAGGAGAUUGUCAACUUCGCGGUUGUCCUUUGGCCUCCUGUCGCCAAAGGCCAGCCAACCAGCUCUGACUGGAAGGCCAGAAGCAAGUGCUUCAAAUGGUUUCCUCUGCACUCGUUCGAGGAAGUAUCAGCAGCUGGGAGGGCCAGCAGGCUCACUCAUGAUGCGUUAUCGCGCUCGGAGCCUCGUCAGACCUCUAGACCUGAUGACGUGGCAACAUUGGUGUACACGUCUGGAACGACCGGGAAUCCCAAGGGAGUGAUGCUCACGCACAACAACCUGAUGCAUCAGGUCAACAACUUCACAUGUGCCCUGACGCCCGAGUCUGGUGAUGUCAUGUUGAGCCUGCUACCCCCGUGGCACAUGUACGAGCGCUCAUGCGAGUACUUCCUGCUGAGCCAUGGCGUCCAGCUUGUCUACAGCAAUGUCAAGUCGUUCAAGGAGGAUCUGGUGAAACAUCCUCCGGACUACUUUGUUGCUGUUCCACUUGUCUUUGAGGUUCUAUACAGCGGAGUCCAGAAAAAGCUUGCUGCAGCAUCAGCUGCCAGAGCAGCAGUCGCCAAGUUCCUGAUGAAAAUUAGCUGCCUCCACAAGGAAGCUCUGCGCGUCUGGACAGGAUUAGCAGUCCUUCGUUCGCAAGAAAGCACUCAGGGGCUCAUGUUUGCCAAGGCGCUGGUGGAAACUCUGGGAGCAGGGCUGUUGGCGCUGGUGCUGCUGCCUCUCCACCUGCUGGCAGAGAAGCUUGUGUACGCCAAGGUCAAAGCUGCAAUCGGCAUUAAAAAGGCAGCAGUAAGUGGUGGAGGAAGCUUGCCAUCGCAUGUGGACAAAUUCUUCGAGCAAAUCGGGAUUACUCUGCUCAAUGGAUAUGGCCUCACAGAGACCUCUCCUGUGCUGACAGUCCGACAAAGUUCCAAAAAUGCACUGGGGAGCAUUGGGAGUCCAGUUCCAGGAACGGAGAUCAAGAUUGUGGAUCUGGAGACAGGGUUUGGUCUGCCUGCAGGCCAGCGAGGGCUGGUCAAAGCACGUGGCCCACAAGUGAUGAAGGGCUACUACAAGAAUCCGUCUGCCACAGCAAUCGCAAUUGAUG